Malus domestica (apple) is the source of this 303-nucleotide messenger RNA. Its product is annotated as protein NIM1-INTERACTING 3. Gene Ontology annotation, biological process: regulation of systemic acquired resistance. NCBI's taxonomy places the organism in Eukaryota, Viridiplantae, Streptophyta, Magnoliopsida, Rosales, Rosaceae. The record is from RefSeq and is a predicted model, not a curated record.
AUGGAAGGAGGAAGAAAGAAGAGGAAGAUGAAAAUUGAAGAAGAGGAUGAAGAGGAAAAGAUAGAGAAAUUCUUUGCGUUGAUUAGAAGUACGAGGGAGGUGCGCGAGCGUCUUAGGGGCAACUCAAACGUCUCAAAGGAGAAGACAGAUGAGAAGAAAAAGGAAGACGGCAAGGCUGCCGGGAGUUGGAACCCGACAUUUCAACCGGAGGACUUCCUUGAGGAUGUUAAGAAGUCUGGUGAAAAAGAAGAUAAGAAAGAAAAUGGAGAAGGGAAUGGUAUAAACCUAAAUCUUUCUUUGUAG